Molecule: messenger RNA, 801 nt
Organism: Stylonychia lemnae
Lineage: Eukaryota; Ciliophora; Spirotrichea; Sporadotrichida; Oxytrichidae
Source: the annotation of a GenBank genome assembly
AUGGAAGAACAUAAUAAAGAUAGUAAUAGCAAGAAAGUUGAUACAGAAAAUGAUCUGAUAGAGCCCAUACAAAAUAGAUCAUCGAUCCUUGACGCCAAUGAAUCUGAGCAUAUUGAUGAUCUUAAUUAGGCAGAUGAUAAAUAAGGUUUACUAAUUGAUCAAGAAGAAGAGAAGGUUAUGAACGGAGAAAAAUCUCCAAAUAAUUCUACAGCUAAGAAAGAAUAAAAAUCUCCCAAAGAUAAACAGACAGCUACACCUAAUGAUUACAAAUUGACUGAUGAAAAAUCUUUUAACGGGGAUAAAAAGCAUUAACAUUCUAAUAACUUUGAAAACAAUGACAUUGAAAUAGAGGAAGAGAAAAAAUAGCAAGAUUAAUAGAUCAAUACUACUCAUAACAUACUCAAUAAGCACAAGCAAAUAAUGAUAGGAAAUAGCUAGCCUGUUAAGGCAUUGUUUGAAAACCCGUACGGCUAAUCCCCUGAUUAGGCAUAGUAGAAGAAAAAUAUGGGUAAAUUUACAGAGUUCUUAAUAGCUGAGAAAUAAAGAAAAUUUGUUAGACUACCGAGAGUAUACGGUAAAAGAAAGUCUAUGCAGUUUAAGUGUCCUAAUUGUAAGACAGACAAAGAAUAAAAAACUAAGCUUAAAUAUGAAUGCACUGGUAACUAAUGGUGUGCUUGUAUUGUGUUUUGCUUUUUUGCUUUGUACCCACUAUGCUGCGUUCCAUUUUGUAUAAAAAGGUGCUAUAACAUUAAACAUCUCUGUCCACAAUGUAUGUAUCAAGUAGGCGAGUCAGGAAUAUGA